Owenia fusiformis is the source of this 1274-nucleotide messenger RNA. The record is from the annotation of a GenBank genome assembly. Lineage: Eukaryota; Metazoa; Annelida; Polychaeta; Sabellida; Oweniidae.
AGUUCUCCUGCUGUAUGAUGCAGAGUCUGAAGAGAGGUGCGGGAAGAUAAAGACUGCCAUCAAAUUCCAUCUUGGGUACUCCAAUGAAACCACAAUCAAAAGACUUCAAGACAACAUCAUUGAAGAAUUAGACAAUGUGACAUUCCUUCACACUGCUGUUAUCUUAAGUAAAGAGAAUAUAAGAAAAGAGGCAGAUAUCUUGAAAAGCUUCCUGGAAAAAUAUCCAAAGACUUCUGUGGUGACAUUUAGUAAAUCUGGAGAAGAUAUAUACCGCGAUCUAGGAGUAUCUAGUAUAGCCAUAGUUGAUGUUAGAAAUCAAGGCGACAAGAAUGCAGAUUUAAGUGGUGUUGCAGAGAUAGUAGCACAGAGCUGGAAAGACACAACAUAUGACAGUGUUUCUACAACAAGUGGUCUGUCCAGUUUAAAAUUAUCUGAAGAGAGGAUAAGAAAAAUACCUACAGAAAGCAUGGAUCCGAGCAUAGAAAAACAAGUGGAAAGUGGGUCUACUUCAUUGAGGUCAUAUGAGAUUAUUUCUCAUAAAGAAGCACAGUGUGUUACAGAUGCAAGCAGUCAUCCAGUUACAAAACAAGGUUCCUCGGAUAAAUGCCAAAAGACAGCCGAACAAGAGAUGAAACACAGUAUGACUGGUUGUGAGUUAGCUGCUAACAACAAUCCAAUGUUUUCUGAUCCAGAUAAAGCAAACUGUGAAAACUGUGAUGAUACAGCUUGUGAUACAAAGAAUCCAGAUGUAGUUGGCGGAGUUGAGGUAUGCCAGGGUAAUGACCACGAUGAUCCCAAACAAGUUCAUGCCCCGAACCAACCUAUGUUUUCAACCCCUGGGAUUGACCAGAACAUAGCUCCAGGCUUAGGACAGACUACCAUUCCAAAGGGGUCAUCAAAAGAGGAUGUCAACAAGUCCCAAGAAAUAGGGCCACUCCGGGAUGACCAACAAGCAGCUUGUCUGAGUCCUCCAUAUUAUACACCUGGAGUUGAUCAGCAACGGGUCCCUGGGAUUGGGCAGACAGUGGCUCCCUCAGCACCAUCUCAAGAUGUAAUUUGGAGUUCAAUAGAUUCUCGUGAUUUGGAGAGAGAAAGUAAAUCACAUGCUAUACACCACCCUCCCACAGGAAACCUUGCAGCAGAAGCCCCUCACCAAAGUUCAAAUAGGACCCAAAACCAAGUUCACAAUAGCCCAGUUCAGAUGUCACCAAGUCAAAGUCAACCUGGCCCAGGUCAGAUGCCCCAAGGCCAAGGUCAACCUGGCCCAGGUCAGA